Messenger RNA from Branchiostoma floridae (Florida lancelet), 2675 nucleotides. RefSeq lists its product as uncharacterized. The coding region runs from base 511 to 1809 and encodes 432 amino acids. Gene Ontology annotation, biological process: protein polyubiquitination; regulation of mitochondrion organization; regulation of cellular response to oxidative stress. The record is from RefSeq and is a predicted model, not a curated record. NCBI's taxonomy places the organism in Eukaryota, Metazoa, Chordata, Leptocardii, Amphioxiformes, Branchiostomatidae. Gene Ontology annotation, cellular component: cytoplasm; cytosol; Golgi apparatus. Gene Ontology annotation, molecular function: zinc ion binding; ubiquitin conjugating enzyme binding; ubiquitin protein ligase activity. The transcript has 4 exons.
UGACUUGUCCGGAAAAUGAUUUUCGGAGAAGCGAUGUCGCCUCAAGUUAUGAGAAAGAAUCAGAGAAUCAGCUAUCGUAAGAAAACUCCGAGCCGAGAUCAUGGUCGCGGGUCCAUUGUACCUAACGUAGUUGUGAAACCAAAGGUUGUGAAACUAAAAACAACACUCUGAUUUCUGGGAGGGGCUGGUCGGCCGAACCAUCUGACGAGACUGAGGUGGGUUGCUCGUUGUUUCCAAGCAAAAAUGCCUUAAAAAUGGUGUUGUCCACUGAGUUGCUGUACUUUUUUUCCGUGUCAUUCAAUUAUGUUGCUCAACUUUGUCAUUUGGAAAUUUAGCAGGCUGCUAAUGUAGAAUCUCCUAUCCACAUAUAACGGUUAUAUUUGGUGCCUACCUAUCCAGGUACGAAAUAUUUGAGAGUUCCAAUAGUCACAAACAGAAGUCUACGUGGACGCUAGUAGUCGCUACAUACGUCUCACCACUUGCUAUAAAGUUUACCGCGUUUUCUUCAACAUGGAAGAGGGCAGUGACAUCUGGCAACUGUUCGCCAAGGGACUCGGUGGAAAAACAACGAUUAUAAGAAUCCACAAGGAUGCAACUGUUGAUGAAUUGUUCAAGAAGAUCAGUGCGAAGAACAACAUCCCACCUGAGACCCAGCGUAUACUGUACACGACCAAGCAGUUGGAGUAUGGCCAGGGGAAAUAUCUCUCCGACUACCACAUGCACGACGAGGCUACUCUAUUUGUCGUCUUGCGUUUGCCUGGGGGGAGCCAACCUUACAAAAGUCACUUGGGAGACCACUCCAUGAACACCACCAGGGGCAGCGACAACAACGGGGAUAACAACACCAGUGGUAACAACACUAGGGGCAACAGCCCUAGGGAUAACAGCACUGAAGGCAACAACACCGGGGAAAAUAACACCAAACGCAACAACACCGAAGACAACAACACUGGGGCAAACAACACUGAAAGCAACAACAAUGAGAGUAACAGCACUGAAGGCAACACCGAAGGCAGCAUCACUGAAGACAGCAGCAUCCGAACAUCACCUCCGCGGAAGACCCUGGACGAGGAUGUGGAGACCACCGAAGCUCCUGACAUGAUCAGCUGGGAGGAUGACCCCAACACUCCCCGCGCCAAGAUGUCCUGUGGACAUGCCAUCACCCCAGAGACACUCACCACCUACUGCGAAAGUCUCCUCAGUGCUGGGAAGUAUGUCUUCAAGUGCCCCUACAUCAGUCCAACUACAGUGUAUUGUGGGAAGGAGUGGUCCUAUCUGGAGGUUCGUCGCCUCGCUGUCCUCAAUGCAGAUGAAAAGAAGCAGUUUGAGACCAAGAUCUCCGACAACUACCUCCGCAAGGGGAUGGGCAUCCAAGAGUGCCCCAAGUGUCACUCCAUGUGCGAGCGGGUCAACAGGAAAGACAAGCGCGUGGUGUGCCCGCUGUGUUCAGCUAGAGGUGCGAUGGAGUUCCACUUCUGCUGGCACUGCCUGCACGAGUGGGUUGGAAGUGGCAUCGACAAGUGUGGCAAUGACGACUGUAGUGGUGAGGACAAGCGUCUGAAGAUCCUCCGCGAAUGCAAGAAGAAGACCAUCGUGGGCGUGCUUGGCUGUCCCUCCAUCAGGGCCUGCCUACAGUGUGGCAUGCUUAUUGAGCAUGACAGGGCCUGCAAGCACAUGGUCUGUACAUGUGGCCAGAAGUUCUGCUUCAUCUGCCUCAAGCCUGCAGUAGAUGACCAGUACCAGUGCGGCACUUACAACAGCCCAUGUAAGAUCACCGAAGUGCAGACCGCCAUCCCUGGGGACAACUGAGAGUUAGGGGCCUACAAGAUACCAGUAGUCCUAUCAUGAGUUGCCUAAGCAAUGCAGCUUCUCCAGAUCUAGUCUGCUGUUUUGGGUGAAAAAUUGAAAAACAGAGACUAGCCAAAUAUUGGAAGGAGUAGGUGGCUAAAUGGCUUAGCCAGCAUGCUACAUUUUAAUAACAACCAGUUAUGCUCAGCAUACUAUCAAUACAAGCAUGCUAUAGAGUCUAUUAACAAGCAGAUACUGUAAAAUUGUCUUUUAAAUAUAAAUAAUGAGGUGUAUAGGAUCUAUCGAAACAAACCUUUAGAGCAAUUGGGCAAUUACUAGUCAUUUGGGAAGAAUUAUAAGAAACACUGGAGAUCAUUGAAGGGACUGUGGCAUUUACAUGUACCUGCAAUGAUUUGUACUUUGUAGUGUUAGGUGUUCCUCGUGUGUUUUGUUGUGGUGACUUGAAAUUGUUAUCUCUUUUGUGUGUGCUAUCAUUCAAUUGAUGUCAACAAAGAACCAUGUUUUGGACAAAAUAUGCAAAACUUAAAAAGGUUAAUUUUAUCCUUUUAUCCCAGAAUAUGAAGAUUAAACGUAGGACUAUUGAAUAUUAUUUGAUUACUUUAGUGAUGUAGAAAAUGUAUUGUUCAUUCUAACUCAUGUUCUUAGUCAGGUGUUAAGAUACAUGAUGUUGCUUUCUUAUUGUCAUUUUCCAAAGUUAACAGAAUAUGAUGCAAAGGGAAUAGGCAUAAUUGUCCUAUAUCGGUAAUUAUAGUCCUUGCUUGCCACUAAGUGUCACUUCAAAAGAUGGUAAUGAAUGUAUAAUAUUUGGGAGCUUAGCAUUUCUGCAUUGUACCUUUUCUGCUGUCAUUAAAAAUGAUCUGAAAUGG